This is a messenger RNA of Conger conger (European conger), 5577 nucleotides long. It is a transcript of the gene zbtb7b, whose product is annotated as zinc finger and BTB domain containing 7B. The record is from RefSeq and is a predicted model, not a curated record. Lineage: Eukaryota; Metazoa; Chordata; Actinopteri; Anguilliformes; Congridae. The coding region runs from base 422 to 1930 and encodes 502 amino acids. The transcript is spliced from 4 exons. Gene Ontology annotation, biological process: positive regulation of gene expression; regulation of transcription by RNA polymerase II. Gene Ontology annotation, molecular function: RNA polymerase II cis-regulatory region sequence-specific DNA binding; DNA-binding transcription factor activity, RNA polymerase II-specific; protein binding.
UUGGAGUGGGCCAGAGAAGACGGGGGGGGCGGUAUAGUGAGCGAGCUGGCGGUCUAUGGAGAGUCGAAAGAGGGACCAAGAAACGGCGACAGUGACAGACACACAGACCCCCCGAUAACACCUGCGUAAAACGGCACCACAGUGAGAGAAAAAGACAGUGGACAGAGACGAGAGAGCGGUAUUUUCGGGGGAGUGACAGGGGGGGGGGGGCAGACAGGGUGGUACACUAGAGUCUGAUUCCAGGAAGUAUAAGCCGGUCAGGUGGGACAAGACAAGACAACACAGGUGAACCGCUCUGACAAACCGGCGCACAGACACAGAAGGCCAGUUGUCUGUUGGGUGACGGGAGUGGAGGCAGAGACUAAGGGGCGAGGAGCAGGGAAUCAUCUUCUCUUGGGUUUAUGGACUGGAGCAGGUGGCAAUGUCUCCAGGAGAGGACGGUCUGAUUGGGAUCCCCUUCCCGGAGCACAGCAGUGAGCUCCUGUCCUGCCUGAAUGCCCAGCGGCGGGCCGGGCUGCUGUGCGACCUGACGCUCACGUCCCGGGGCAGCUGCUACCUGACGCACCGGUCCGUCAUGGCGGCCGUGAGCGUGUACUUCCGGAAGCUGUUUGGGGGGGAGGAGGGGGAGGCGGGCAGCUACGGGGCGGGGCGGCGCUGCAGCGUGCAGCUGGACUUCGUGGCUCCGGACGCUCUGGACGCCCUGCUGGAUUUCGCCUACACCGCCACCCUCACCAUCCGCAGCUCGGGCAUGCGCGAGGUGCUGAGGGCCGCCCAGCUGCUGGGCAUCCAGUGCGUGGCCGACGCCUGCCGCGACAUCCUGGGCGAGCGGGCGGAGGACGAGGACUGCGCCCAGGAGCCCCACAGGGUGUCCCGCCGCAAGAAGGACCGCCGGCACGUCUCCAGAUCGCCCCUGUCCCCGCCGCCCUCCUCCCCGCCGCCGGACUGUCCGCAGCCCGUGGCCCCCGCGGCCCCGGACCCCGACUACCAAGAGCACUCCCCAUUGGCCGGCGAGAACGGAGACCAGCCGGGUGACAGCAGAGUGGCGGCUCCAGCGGCCAAUGGGGGCAUGCGCUGGGCCUCGGGGGAGAGCCUCUUAGCCCCCCCUCCUGAAGACGGGAUGUCGGAGGAAGAGGAGGAGGAGCGGGGAGAGUACAGGGCCGGGGGGGCCGCGGCCGCUCCUCUGGCCGCCGAGCGAGGCGGGGCCCCCGGCACGGGCAGGAAGAGGAAGUCACAGACGCCUCAGCAGUGCCCCGUGUGCCAGAAGAUCAUCCAUGGGGCAGGCAAGCUGCCCCGCCACAUGAGGACCCACACGGGAGAGAAGCCUUUUCAGUGCACCGCAUGCGGCGUGCGCUUCACCCGGAAUGACAAGCUGAAGAUCCACAUGCGCAAGCACACGGGGGAGCGUCCGUACCCCUGCCCCGACUGCCCCGCCCGUUUCCUGCACUCGUACGACCUGAAGAACCACCGCUCCCUGCACAGCGGUGCGCGCCCCUUCGAGUGCCCCCUCUGCCACAAGGCCUUCGCCCGCGAGGACCACCUGCAGCGGCACCGCAAGGGCCACAGCUGCCUGGAGCUGCGCACCCGCCGGCCGCGCAGGGGCCCGGGGCCGGGGGAGGGGCCGCUGCUCCUGGAUCCCGCCUCCCUGCCGCACUCCUCCUCCUUCUCCCGCUCGCCCCCGCAGGGAAACUCCUCCGGCCCCGCGCUCCUCUACUCGCACCUCCCCGAGAGCCCCUCUGUGCCCUUCCACCCCGUGCCUCUGCUGGCCCCAAACAGGCUGGCCUACCCGCCUCACCUAUGGAGGGGCAUGACACUGCCCGCCGGGACUACGGGGGAGGCUAUGGGGCCGCCCUCCCCAGUCGCCCCCCCGCGAGCCAGGUGGGAGGAGGAAGAGGAUGACGAGGAGGAUGAGGAAGAGGAGGAGGAGGAGUAAGGUAAAGGGAAAAUGGGUGUGUGAAUCUGUGUCGCGUGCCUGUCUCCGAUUGCUCGGAUUGGUGGCUGUGUGAGAGUGUGUGAGAGUGUGUGAGAGUGUGUGAGUAGUGUGUGAGUAGUGUGUUAGAGUGAGUGUGUGAGAGUGAGUGUGAGAGGGAGUGUGUGUGAAAGAUCGAGUGAGCGGGAGAAUGAGUGUGUCAGUCUGAGAGUAGUGUGAGAGUGGUUAGAGUGAGUGUGUGAGUGAGUGUGUGUGAAAGAGAAAGUGAACAGGAGAGUGAGUGUGUCUGAGUGUGUGUGAGAGGGAGUGUGUGUGUGAAAGAGCAAGUGAACAGGAGAGUGAGUGUGUCUGAGUGUGUGUGAGAGGGAGUGUGUGUGUGAAAGAGCAAGUGAACAGGAGAGUGAAUGUGUCUGAGUGUGUCUGAGUGUGUAAGAGUGUGUGUGAGAGGGAGGGUGUGUGAAAGAGCGGGAGAGUGAGUGUGUAAGAGUGUGUAAGUGUGUAAGAGUGUGUGAGAGUGUGUGAGAGGGAGUCUGUGUGUGAAAGAGCAGGAGAGUGAGUGUGUAAGAGUGUGUAAGUGUGUAAGAGUGUGUGAGAGUGUGUGUGAGAGGGAGUGUGUAUGUGUGAAAGAGCGGGAGAGUGAGUGUGUAAGAGUGUGUAAGUGUGUGAGAGUGUGUGUGAGAGGGAGUGUGUGUGUGAAAGAGCGAGUGAUCAGGAGAGUGAGAGUGAGAGCACCCAUUACUCCCCGCCCUGCUCUCCCAGUAAGACUGGGAGUAUGACUCAGGUGACCAAACCUGUGUGACAAGCAUCUCACUUUGGGGCACUUAUUAAAAGAAAAAAGUGAAAAACGGGUUCUCUCAAUUCCUUUUGUUUUUUUGCAACUUCUUUCUUAUUUUCAAAUUUUCACAUGUAUUUUAGUUCCAGUUUUAUUAUUUUAUCUUUUAUUUUAUUUUUUUCUGUAAAUUGAAUAUGCUGUACUGUAAUAUAUAUCCAAUGAUAAAUUGCGGAGUUGAAAGUGCUUAAAUGCUGAAUUAUUUCAUUUAGAUGUUAAGGUACAUAGAGUUAAGGAGGUGUUGGUGUGGGGUCCAUUUUGUUCACUAUGCAAUCUUAAAAAAGAGAGGGGGAAAAAUAGUUUAAAAAAAUUACAAAAAUGGGAGGGGAGGGGGUGCAAAUCCAGUCGAGAAAAUAGUUUAGAAACAUGUUUAAACACAAAAUGCUUUUUGUGGCACUGCUGUUAGGCGCCUUUAUUCAGUUGCUGAAUGAACCUGGAACCUCUGCUAGGGUUGAAUGGUACUGUGUAUACUGACGGCUCAUAUGCAUCAGAGUAGGGUCAGGUUAGGCCUUCUGGUUAUACAAUGGGCUUCUGCCAGGUGUAUUUUUCUAUCAUAAAUUUCUGCCACCUUGUGGUAGAAAAGUAGAACUGCCUUUGAUUAGUCCAAAAUUUGUUUUCUGCCUGAUCCUUCUUUAAUUGUUGCAGAUGAUAACAUCUCUGCAUUAAAAAUAAGUAUACAAAGUUUUUCCCUCCCCUCACUUUAGCUACUUAGAUUAUUUGUUGUGCUUGUGGAAGUCACCCUUUGUGGUGUCAAGUAGUUUCUACAUUUCCAUCUUUUGAAGAGCAUGUACCAAAGAUCAGAGUUCAGAGCGAGUAGUUCAGUUAUUUCAUUUUUCAAGUUCAGGAGGGAAACAUGGUACACACAGGAUUGUGAGUUUGUGGCAGAAAAAUGAAAGCGCUUUAAGUUGGACCAGUCUUAACUGAUAAGACAGUGGUGCUUUGAUAUUCAGUUGAAAAUGUCAGACCAAAAAAUUUGGCGGUUUAUCGGUUGCUGAUGACGAUUACAAUUUGUUUACUUUUUGUGGGAGAGGAGAGCCAUAUCCUCCCAGUCUUUCUUUCUCUCUAAUCCUGGUCUUCCAACUCACUCCAUGUUUUUGUUGUUUGCUUUAAAAAAAAAUCAAUGUAUUUAUUUAUUUAUAUUUAUUUAUUGUGGCUUUCCAGUUUCAAACUCAAACUGGAAUGUAUCCAGAAUGAAAAACCACACCUCUCACCGCCCUUUAUACUGUCCCAUCACUGCCUGUUCAAUCAUUUGAAGAGGAGAAACCACAUAAAUUGGGCAAGGCGCUCUAAUUGAUAACAUAAAGACCAAUCCAUCCUGCGGGACCGUUGGUCUCAGACAGACAUACUGUGUGCUUAUGCAGUUUUUUGCACAUCACAUUCCACAUUAUUCUCAAACACAAGCACAGUCUUUCCUCUGGUAAUGGGGCUGAGGAAAGAUGUGUCCUCCAUCUAGGAACAGGAUAAAUGUUUGGGUCUCAGCCUAAAUAUUUAGAAUCAUUAAAAGUAGGUUCAUUAGUUCAUUUUAUAUUGUUCAGCAACAAGUACUUGGAGAUAAGUUAGGAUUCUGUAUGAAAGCAAUAUGAAUGCAUGUUAAAUGUCAUUUACUUAAAUGAUAAUUGGUAUACAAUAGUCUUAAAGGGCCACUGUGUUCAUGGUUUUAGGUCAGUGGUAGGUAAAUAAGCCAUCUUUUGGGUACAUCAGUUAACUUUUAUUUCCAGUCUUUUAUUUUAAGUCUUAUGAUCAAUGUCUUAUUGAAAGCCACAAAGUAAAGCUAUAGAAACGUGCAGUCUCGGAACUGUGGGUGUCCUGUUGGGGCGUAAUGCAUAACCUGUCAGUAGAUUGUCCAAUACUGAUUACAUCAUCAUUGGUUGUAAUCAAAUAUGUCAGUAAUAACUGACAAAUCCGACAAUCAAGCCCAGUUUCUGUAGUUUAGUGUACACCAACUUACACAACUGUAAAGGAAGGGGAUUUUUUUCUGGUUUAUUUGCACUAAAUGGAGAUCAUUAAUUCACUUCCUACAGUUUUCAUUCCACUCCAUAAUUGCACAGAAUCGUGUAUGAUUGUAAGAGAUGAUAACUAUUGAUCCUUUAUCUAUACAUUUAUUUGCAGUAUGUAAAAUAUGUUUAUUCUUGCUAUUGCUUAGAUGUACAGUACUUGUUAUAAGAGUUGUAAUGGGUCAGGCUGCCUUGGACUUUUUGUGACUAUUCUCAGGAAAUCUUGAGCAAUGCACUAAAUGAUUAUGCAAGAUGUGUGGAGAGAUGUGUAUGUACACAAAAGUGCUUGAAAGUGUGAACACCCUUUAUAUGAGUAGUUUCACAGUUGACAUCAACCAGUUGACAGAAUUGGACUGCAAUUCAAGUAGAGAAAUCAUUGCACAUUCAAAUGUAUGUAUUCUCUGCAUUUUUGCUAAAAAUAAAUAAAUUUAAUUUGAAACAAACAUAAAGAAGGAAAAUUUAUGUCAAGUUAAUGAAUGUCCAGUUGAUACUGGUACACUGAUACUGGUACAAGCCAUUUUAUUACAGUCAGUAAUACUGAAUGACAGAGAAAAGUUUAAAAUGAAGGGUGUUAAUGCUACCAACUACGAAAAUGAAACUAUAUGAGAUUUUUAAGAAGCCAGCUGUGAAACGAAUGUGUAUAAACAAAAUGUGCUAUUUGCUUCGGUUAGGGUGGAGGGAUGGGGGUCAAGGUCUGUAAGACCCCCUUUCAGGGACGAAUCCUCUUUUCUUUGUGUUUUAGUGAAUCAUUCCUCAGUGGUGACUUUCUAAUCAUUUAUUUCUGAUAUGACAAAGAAAAUGAGUAAAUAAACAAAGUUAUCUAUUUA